AUGAUUGUCCCACGUUUUCACCAUCCGCAGCGCUUGAUUUUGUCCGUUUUGGUGCUUGCGGGUGUCUGUUCCAAGUUACUUCACAUAUAUCAACAUCGUUCCCUUCCUCUAUAUCUUUUGGCUCUCUAUUUCCCUACUUUCUUUAUUCAAGAGAUUCUCCUUUUCGUUACAGUAUGGAUUUUGUUAUAUACAACAUCCGGUCGGUGGUCCGUGGCUGCCGCCGCCUGUUCUGCAAUUAUCGCAUUUAUUGUUCUGUUAGCAACGUCGUCCCAAGUCAGCUUCUAUUCUCAAACUGGAAGCGAGAUCCGAUGGGACGCAGCCAGAUCCGUGGGUGCCAGCCGACAAGGAAUGAAUUUGAUCUUGAGUGGAUUGGCACCCAUGGUUGCUACUGCCACUGUGAUCUCAGUGGCUUCUUGGCUUGUAGCCCAAGGAAUCUGGAAUUUCAUGAGCCGCUGGCUAUGCUCACUCGCCCAUCUCGGAGACACAAAGAUAUACCACCAACUGCCGGGGCCUUCUGAUCUGAGAAGUCUAGUGUCUAACAGAUCUCGGCUAUGGACACUUAUCGCCAGUGUGGUAACCAUUGGACUAUGGCUGGUCCGGCCAGCUGUGCCAUAUAAUCAUAUGACCGGUGCUCUUCCUUUCACCAUGCUUGGUGAACACUCCCGGGCCCGUCGAAUUGCAAUUGAAUCAUUUCCGCUCCCUGAAUUACUAGCGGAAGAAUACCAGGAGCCUCCAAGUGGUCAUUAUAAAGGAUGGGCCCCGACGAUGGAUGACUUUGGUAAUACUGGAUACGGCAACGAUAAGCCAGCAUGGGCCCGGGGCCCUUUGCCUGCGGCUUUUGAAAGAUGGCUUGUUGAUACUCAGACAGACAUUACUAGUGCUCAAUCUGAGCCUAUCUUAACAGACGAAAGCGUACCCGACUUGGUCUCUAUCAGGUCCGAUUCCGAGGAUAAGAACACGACAGCUGCACCGCGGCACUACUUCUAUAACCCAGUUCAAGAUCCCAUGAGGAUAUCCAACCUUGAUCUAGAGCCACUCGCCCCUCUAAAGGAAGCCCUCAAAGACCACGCCAUUCCGAUCAACCAUAUUGUUUUCGUUUUCUUGGAAAGCGGCAGGAAGGAUCUGUUCCCUCUGAAGAAUGAUUCUCGGCUGUACAGUCAGAUCCGCGAUACAUACGAGAUAUACGAAGAGGAAUACGAAGCCGACCUGCAUGACAAGCUCUCCCAAAUAACCCCAAUAGCAGAAAUUCUCACGGGCGAACAAUCUGGCUUUGGCUCGUCCGUGGACUCCGUGAAUUCAGAACUGGGCGGCCUCAGUUUCGACGGAAUCUUGUCAGGGAGCAGUCUCUCUGCCAAGUCGCGUCUGGUCAACUAUUGCGGUCUGGGUCCACUGCCAGUGGAUUUUAUGCAUGAAAAUGAUAUCAUCCCAUACCAGCCGUGUUUGAUGCACAUCUUGGACCUAUUCAACAAACGAAAGAGUGUAGCUCCUUCGGAAAACUCCACCAGCGAUCCGCUUGAACGAGAGUGGGAAACUAUCUAUGCCCAGUCUGUCACUGGAGAGUUCCAGGAGCAGACUCGGCUGAUUGAUUUGCUCGGCUUCAAUCAAUCUUUGUACUCUGAGAAUAUUGAUUUGGAAAACUCAACAUACUACCACGAAGGGAUGGAGAAGAUCAACUAUUUCGGUUAUGCCGAGACUGAGGCGCGCCCCUACAUCAAAGACAUGAUUGACGAAACCCUUCGCCAAAACAAGAGACUUUUCCUCUCCCACUUUACCAGCACCACUCAUCACCCUUGGGGCACGCCAGAGGGUUUCAAACGAGAGGAGUACUUUGGCGAGCUUCACAAAUCACAACAUGAACAUAUGGAUGGCUUCCUCAAUGCGAACCGUUUCGUCGACACAUGGCUCGGAGAAUUGAUGAACAUGAUCAGCGAAGCUGGCAUUGCCAAUGAGACCUUGACAGUUUUUGUUGGAGACCAUGGCCAAGCAUUUGGAGAAGACUGCCCCGUCACAGGAACCUACCACAACCCCCACAUUAGCAAUUUCAGAGUCCCCCUAUUAUUCCACCAUCCCCUCCUGCCACGCAUGCACCUCAACGUCAACGGAAGCGCGGUAUCAAUCCUUCCGACAAUCCUCGACCUGCUUGUGAACACCGAAUCCCUCAACGCAGACGAUACAGAAAUAGCACUCGAUCUGAUGAAUGAGUACGAAGGCCAGUCUCUCAUCCGUCCAUACCGCGCCUCCCACAACGGCCGCGAAGCCUGGAACAUGGGCAUCAUCAAUGCCGGAGGCUCGAUGCUGAGCGUGGGCUCUGCCGCCGUCCCGUGGCGUCUCAACCUCCCUCUCAACAAUGACUUUGAGUAUCGCUUCACCCACCUCGACAAGGAUCCGUAUGAGCUUGAGCCUAUCACGGGCUGGACUAUGAGUUCGCUUGCUGCUGAGGUUCAUUCGCGACAUGGGCCUGAAGCUUUUGAUUGGGCGCAGAAGGCUGAGAAGGUUGGGCUUUGGUGGGUUAUGGAGCGGAAGAAGCUUUGGAAUUAUCGUGAUCCUGAGUGA
This is a messenger RNA of Penicillium soppii, 2553 nucleotides long. RefSeq lists its product as uncharacterized. Bases 1 to 2553 code for a protein of 850 amino acids. Lineage: Eukaryota; Fungi; Ascomycota; Eurotiomycetes; Eurotiales; Aspergillaceae. The transcript has 4 exons. The record is from RefSeq and is a predicted model, not a curated record.